GACGCAUGGCCGACGCCGGACCCGUUUAUCAAAUAUCGAAUCGAUCAUCUUAUACACAUCCACAAUAUCACAAGUACUAUAUAUAAUUUUGAAUAUUUGAUCGAUCACUGCACAGCUCCAAACCAAUUCAUGGAUUUCCCCUUUCAGUUCUCAGCAAGUGCUGUACUUAUUCUGUUUGCCUUUAUUACGCCCACGAUCUACUAUUUGUUUCGGAUUCCAGGAAAGGGGAUAAGCAAGAAGAGAGCACCGCCGGAAGCUGCCGGUGCAUGGCCCCUUAUUGGCCAUCUCCAUCUUCUAAGAGGCUCACAACCGCCCCAUAUAACGUUGGGAAACUUGGCUGACAAGCAUGGUCCGAUAUUCACCGUCAAGCUUGGAGUCCAUCGAGCUUUGAUAGUGAGUAACUGGGAGAUGGCCAAGGAGUGUCUGAGGAUCAAUGACAAAGCUUUCGCUACUCGACCUAAAACUCUUGCAAUGGAUAUCUUGGGCUACAAUUACAGCAUUCUUAGUUUUAGCCCCUACGGAACUUAUUGGCGUCUGAUACGCAAGAUAGUCACUCUUGAGGUUCUCUCUAAUCAUCGACUGGAGAUGUUCAAACACGUUCGAGAGGAUGAGGUAAGGGAUGCUGUAGGCGCGUUAUACCAGCAAUGGAUCCUGAACAAAAGUAAUUCACAAAAGCUUUUGGUGGAGAUGAAGAGAUGGUUUAACGACAUAACUUUAAACAUUAUAUUGAAGAUAAUUGUUAGCAAGCGAUAUGUGGAUCAUGCAAGCCAUGGAGAGGAAAAGGCGAGCGAUGAAUGGAGGGAUUCACUGAGAACAUUUUUAGAAUUGUCAGGAAUGUUUGUAGUGUCCGACGCACUUCCAUUUUUAAGAUGGUUGGAUUUGGGAGGAGCUGAGAAGGCAAUGAAAAGGACAGCAAAAAAUCUAGACCAUGCGGUUGAAAAAUGGUUAGAAGAGCACAAGCAGAGGAAGGCUUCUGGGACAGCUAAGGGAGAAGAAGAUUUCAUGGAUUUGAUGCUGUCCGUUUUGGAUGAUGCUAAAGAGCUUUCUAAUCGCAGUGCUGAUACCAUCAACAAGGCUACAUGUCUGGUAUGCUAUUUUUCUACAAUCUUAUGGUAGAACAUUAAUUAAUGGACACACACACACACAUAUAAAA
Populus euphratica (Euphrates poplar) is the source of this 1153-nucleotide messenger RNA. RefSeq names its product cytochrome P450 CYP82H23-like. The transcript has a single exon. NCBI's taxonomy places the organism in Eukaryota, Viridiplantae, Streptophyta, Magnoliopsida, Malpighiales, Salicaceae. Gene Ontology annotation, molecular function: oxidoreductase activity, acting on paired donors, with incorporation or reduction of molecular oxygen; heme binding; monooxygenase activity. The record is from RefSeq and is a predicted model, not a curated record. The coding region runs from base 130 to 1116 and encodes 328 amino acids.